GAAAGAAAGAAAGAAAGAAAGAAAGAAAGAAAGAAAAAAAAAGAAAGAAAGAAAGAAAGAAAGAAAGGAAAGAAAAAGAAAGAAAGAAAGAAAAGUUAGGAAGGGGUCGGGGUGAAGGCUGGAGAGCAUCAGUUUGUGUGUCAGAUCUGGUGCUUCAUUUUUGGUGUGGGGCAGAGGGAACAGUUAUCGUGGUUAUGAGAGGGUCCCCGGGGCUCCCUGAGGUGACCCAGGUGGUAGAGAUGGACAGGGGCAGGGGGGGCUUCUUGCUUGGGGGCCAGGUAGGUGGGCAUCAGCCUCUGAGGACAAAGAAGCUAUGGGAAACACUCAGGAGGGCCUCACUGCCGGUUAGAGUUCAGUAAGCCCCCACACACAGGGCAGCAGUGCCCCGAUAGCCACCAAGUGCCGCAGUCAGGCAGUCAGGCUGGGGGUGGUGGACCUUGUGGCCACGGCAGGCCUGGCUGGUCGCUCUGUGGUUCUCUGGGCCUCCUGAGGUUCACUGGCCAACAACCCAGCCUCUUACCACUUCUCCUUCAGGCAGGAUCUGGAGGUGGGUCCAGGACUCACUCAGGGUCCUGGUCUGGGGUCUCCCUGGAAGCUGCUGGUAACAAACAGCCCCUCCCCUUUUGGUGCUGGUAUCCAUGGCAACACUGUAAAGCCUUUCUUUCCCUAGGCACACUUGGGUUUCGGGCCUCAGCUCCCCCAGGAACAUCGAGAAUGGCCCCUGAGCCUUGCCAAGAGGCUGAAAGAGCUGAGAAACAGGCUGCCUUAUCCCUGGCGGACCGAGAGCCGGUCAGUGGCCACCCGGAGCCUCCAGCUGGCACACCCAAAGACCCAGUGGCUCCCGCGUGCCUGAAGGACACCAAGCCCAGCUCCACGCCUGUGGUCUUCCCCAUCAACCUGCAGUUGGCCCCUGAGUCCUUGGACCCCCGCACCCUGCGGCUGCUGUGGGGUCAGCGGGAACUGGAGAUCCAGGCUCUGCGGUGGGCCCUCCAGAACCGCCAGAAUGCCCGGCGCUGCCACAUCCUGUGCGAGGUGGCUGGACUGCCACCUGAGAGUUGCUCACACAGCCAGGAGAAGCUCCUGCAGAACCAGGUCCAGAAGCUGACUCUGGAGUUGAAAGGGCAGAAGGAACAGGCCCAACUGGAGAAGUCCCAGCUGGAGACUGAGCUGCAGGCGUUCCAGAGGUCCUGCCUCCUGCAGCUGGCCCGCUCCUCCUGGGUGGGUCGCGUGCUGCGAUCUUCCACGGGCAGUGUGGAGGUGGUAACCGCAGAAGCGCUGAUGGACUCCAGUGACCUCUCCGAGAAUGAUCAGGUCCCCUCUACUGGACAGGGUUUCCGGCUGGAGGACGUAGACUGGAACAGCAUUGCCCAUCGGUAUCCCAACCUCCUCGCCAACAUCAAGUCCAACUCAGAUCAAAAGUACGCCCGGGCCUCGCCAUCCCCACCGGCCCCAGUGCCUGGCCAGUGGGGCUCGGAGCUGCAUAGAGAGUGUGUGGAACAGCGUCUCAAGAGCGUCGAGUGGCGUUCCCUGCCCUCUGUGGACACCAGCAGCUCAGGGGGCACGGACUCCGACCCCGGCCGUGGCUGGCUGGCUGAGCCUCAUCGCGUGCAGAAGGUGACGGGACAGCCACCCUGCGCUGCAGGCCGCAGUUCGGAGUUGACAAAACCACACCGGAGGAGCUUCGGCAGGGAAAUGCAGCCACUGCCUGAAGCCCCCAGGGCCAUCCCUCCUGCUGUGGAUCUGACCCCGGGAGCUGUUCCUCUCCCACGUGCGGCCUCAGGGUACUUCAGCCCCAUUAACUCCAGCCUGAAGAUCGUGGCCGUGAGCCGCAAGGAGAGGUUCGUGCGCGUCCUCAACCAGUCGCUGGAGGAGACCGUCGACCUGGGCGGCCUCACGCUGCAGCAGCUCCUGUACGGCUUCCCGGUGUGCAUGUACCGCUUCCCGCCCGGCACGCUGCUGGCUCCAGGGCACCACGUUACGGUUUGGGGCGAGGGCCCCGGCAGCACCAAGAAGCAGCCGCCGUCGUCCUUGGGCCAAGAGCCUGUCCACUUCCGUUCCGGCCGGGGAUGCGUGACUCUCCUCCUGAACCCCAAGGGCGAGGUCAGGGUCCUGAGCGAGCACCGGGCGCCCCACUGCGUGACCCCGGUCUCGAGGACCUUCGCUGACAACACCGACCUCUCCGUAGACCGCUUCCCGCUCUCAGAGGACGGGCUUGGGGCCGACCCCGGGGAGCAGAGUCGCGGGCCUCAACACUCGCGCGCGGGCAGGGUGCGGGAGGCCGGAGCCAGACGCCGGAGGCCCGGGACGCGGGGCCUCUUGCCGCGGCUGAGCACCAGCAAGCUCCUCCGCCCGCGGGAGGUGCCGGCGCGGCCCGAGGCCGCCGAGACCCGCACGCCCGAGCUCCUGCCCGCCUUGCCCGGUGAGCGCACGGGGACGCGGAGGGCGGGCGGACCGCCGGGGAGUGGGAGUCCGGCCGACCCCAUCCCGUCGCUGUCCCUCGCAGAGGCCGGGCUGUGCCUGGAGCAGUGCGGGGCUAGGAAGGAGCACUGCGGGGCUAGCAAGGAGCGCAGGGUCCGGGUGUGCCGGAGGAGCGUGGACCGGGGCUGCCCGAUGGUAGCGCUGUCAGUGCAGAGCACGGCCGAGAGCAGAUACGGCUUCCGCUUCCUCCCCUGCCCGCCGGUCACCGCGGACCCGGGCGCUCAGGUGUAGAAGGUGGAGGGCAGCGCGGGCGUGGGCGCCCAAGGCCGAUGGGCCGCGCUGGGAGAAAGUCGUGGGAGACCGGCAGUGCCAGCUGCACGAUUUAUUGAACCAACGUCGCCUACGAAGUAAACCGCAUUCGUGUACACCUGA
Leopardus geoffroyi (Geoffroy's cat) is the source of this 2850-nucleotide messenger RNA. It is a transcript of the gene LMNTD2, whose product is annotated as lamin tail domain containing 2. Gene Ontology annotation, biological process: chromatin organization. Gene Ontology annotation, molecular function: structural constituent of chromatin. Lineage: Eukaryota; Metazoa; Chordata; Mammalia; Carnivora; Felidae. The transcript is spliced from 14 exons. The coding region runs from base 715 to 2709 and encodes 664 amino acids. The record is from RefSeq and is a predicted model, not a curated record. Gene Ontology annotation, cellular component: lamin filament.